UCCUAAUUUCUAGACGCCCGAAAAGCUUACCUCAAUUUCCCCAUAGUUAUCACUCGUCUCUCAAUCGACCUCUCUCAACCGAUCACCAUAUGGCGGAGAAGAGCUUCAAGUACGUGAUCCUCGGUGGCGGCGUGGCCGCUGGUUAUGCCGCAAGGGAAUUUGCGAAACAGGGAGUUAAGCCUGGCGAGCUUGCGAUUAUUUCCAAGGAGUUGGUUGCUCCUUAUGAACGUCCAGCUCUUAGCAAGGCGUACCUAUUUCCUGAAUCACCUGCAAGACUUCCAGGGUUUCAUGUUUGCGUUGGAAGUGGAGGAGAGAGGCUGCUCCCUGAGUGGUAUGCCGAGAAAGGAAUUGCGUUGAUCCUUGGGACAGAAAUAGUGAAGGCAGAUCUUGCUUCAAAGACUCUCAUCAGUGCUGCUGGAGAAUCUUUCAAAUAUCAUGUUUUGAUCAUUGCAACUGGUUCCUCUGUUAUAAAGUUGACAGACUUUGGGGUACAAGGAGCUGAUUCCAAAAACAUCUGCUACUUGAGAGAAGUUGAUGAUGCUGAUAAACUUGUCGAAAUAAUUAAGCAAAAGAAAAAUGGCAAGGUUGUGAUUGUUGGAGGAGGAUACAUAGGUCUUGAGCUGAGUGCGGUGAUGAAAUUAAACAAUCUUGAUGUCUGUAUGGUUUACCCAGAACCCUGGUGCAUGCCUCGGCUUUUCACGGCAGGUAUAGCUGCUUUCUAUGAAGGUUACUAUGCAAAUAAGGGAAUUAAAAUAAUUAAGGGAACUGUUGCUGUUGGGUUUACGUCUGAUGCAAAUGGAGAGGUUAAGGAAGUAAAACUCAAGGAUGGUAGGGUGCUGGAAGCAGACAUCGUUGUUGUUGGCGUUGGAGGUAGACCUCUUACCGGGUUAUUCAAAGGACAGGUUGAAGAGGAGAAAGGUGGAAUCAAGACUGACAGCUCCUUCAAAUCAAGCGUGCCUGAUGUAUAUGCUGUGGGGGAUGUUGCUACUUUCCCAAUGAAAAUAUACAAUGAGAUGAGAAGGGUUGAACAUGUUGACCACGCUCGUAAAUCUGCUGAACAUGCUGUGAAGGCAAUCUUUGCAAGUGAAAGAGGGAAGUCAUUCGAGGAGUACGACUACCUUCCGUUCUUCUACUCUCGUUCCUUCAACCUGUCAUGGCAGUUCUAUGGCGAUAAUGUUGGCGAAACUGUGCUAUUCGGAGACAACAGCCCAACAUCUGAAAAUCCCAAAUUCGGAACGUAUUGGAUCAAAGAAGGGAAGAUAGUGGGUGUCUUUCUGGAGAGUGGGACACCGGAAGAAAACAAGGCUAUCGCCAAGGUCGCAAGGGUCCAACCCCCGGCUGAGAGUUUGGACCAAUUAGCAAAAGAGGGUCUUACCUUUGCAUGCAAGAUUUGAAGUUUCAUGAAAAAAAAUAGAGAGGAGGAAAAUGUUUCCGUAAUUUGCGCAUGGAUUUUUACUACUCGCUGAACCUGGUGGUCUUGAUGUGUCACUAUGAACUGAUGGUUUGUUAUGAACUGAUGGUUUCCUCUCAAGUGUCACUAUGAACUGAUGGUUUCUUA
Messenger RNA from Rhododendron vialii, 1558 nucleotides. RefSeq names its product monodehydroascorbate reductase. NCBI's taxonomy places the organism in Eukaryota, Viridiplantae, Streptophyta, Magnoliopsida, Ericales, Ericaceae. The record is from RefSeq and is a predicted model, not a curated record. The transcript is spliced from 10 exons. Gene Ontology annotation, molecular function: oxidoreductase activity, acting on NAD(P)H; flavin adenine dinucleotide binding. Bases 90 to 1394 code for a protein of 434 amino acids. Gene Ontology annotation, cellular component: cytoplasm.